UCUCUCGAACUCGACGCUUCACUCCGCUCGCUGCGGGAGACAAGUCUUGUUGUACCUACAGCGCUACCGUCUUGGAAAUCCUCGCGCUCAUUCCCCGCCACAUCUGCAGCGACAGCCAAGAGCUUCCGAACCCCGGCGCCUGCCUGCCACCGCUGCAGCCUCAUAGUCGACCUCGGUCGCACCUACCUGCACCUUUCUUCUCACACACCACACACGACUCACACAAUGGCGGCGAACGAGUACUACAACAACAACUCCUCCUACCCACCCACGGGCCCUGCGACAGGGCAUGCUGCCAGUCCGCACGACCGAACAGACGGGCCGCUACCGCCCGUGCCAGGCAAGCAGUCGCAGCACGCCGUCUCGCCUGUCUCCUCGCCCUUUGAAGACACCAACUACCCGCCCUACCCGCCCGCCGGCAACAACGCCACACAGUCAUCGGGCGCUCUUGGCGGCUAUCCAGACACGUCGUACCACGGGCCGCCGCAGUACGCGCAGAACACGUCUGCUUCACCGUACGACACACCGUCGGCGCAUGGGCAUAACGACCCCUUCGCCGACCAAAACGCCAUUCCGCUGCAGCAAAAAACGAGCGGGAUGAGCCAGCAACCGCUCGCAUACAACGCAGACCCGGAGGGACGGUAUCCUGCGCCGGAGAAGAGGAGGAGGAAGCACAGGAAGAAGAAGGAGGGCUGGUUCAGCGGGCGAAUAACAUGGGUCGUCUACAUCCUCACCACUGUCCAGAUUGGCGUCUUCGUGGGCGAGCUGAUCAAGAACGGCAUUCUCACCGGGUCGCCCAUCCAGACCAAGCCCAACUUCAACAUCAUGAUCGGGCCCUCGCCCUACGUCUUGAUCAACAUGGGCGCCCGCUUCACGCCCUGCAUGCACAACAUCAAGAAAAUCAUCGAAGGAGGGAUCACAUCUUGGCCCUGCCCCAACACGACCUCGCUGGAUGCCGGCAGUCUGACCUGCUCACUCAACGAAUUCUGCGGCCUUGGUGGUGUCCCAGACCAGAGCGAUGUGAAAGACUUCAGGGACCGCUCCAAGGAGCCGAACCAGUGGUACCGCUUCAUUGUCCCCAUGUUCCUCCACGCAGGUCUCAUUCACAUUGGCUUCAAUAUGCUGCUCCAACUGACGCUGGGCCGGGACAUGGAGAAAGAGAUUGGGCCCAUAAGAUUCUCCCUGGUCUACUUCAGCGCUGGAAUUUUCGGCUUUGUGCUGGGCGGCAACUACGCUGCGGAUGGCAUCACCUCGGUCGGUGCAUCCGGCUCGCUCUUUGGCAUCCUAGCACUCACGCUCCUCGAUCUCUUCUACAACUGGUCCUCGCGCCGCUCGCCUGUGAAGGACCUGCUCUUCCUACUCCUCGACAUUGCCAUCGCCUUUGUCCUCGGCCUGCUCCCCGGUCUCGACAACUUCUCCCACAUCGGCGGUUUCCUCAUGGGCAUCGUGCUGGGCAUCUGUCUCUUGCACUCGCCUCACGCGCUGCGCGAGCGCACAGGCGAAGAUGAGCCGCCGUACACCAGUGUGGAUAAUCCGAUUCACGAUCCGCAGACGGACCCCACGCACCCGCCCAUGGCGAGCAAGAGCCCCGUGGUCGGACUCAGCCAGUUUGCCAAGCAGCCCAUGAGCUUCUUCAAAGGGCGCAAGCCGCUGUGGUGGGCGUGGUGGAUUCUGCGCGCCGGUGGUCUCGUUGCAGCUUUUGUUGGCUUCAUUCUCCUGCUCAGGAACUUUUACGAAUGGCGCAACACUUGCUCCUGGUGCAAGCACCUUACGUGCUUGCCCAUCAAGACGAACGGAGUAGAGUGGUGCGAUAUUGGCGGUCUGAACUUGACAACCACUUCAAAUCAGAGUUCGAAGAGAGAGGUCGGAUUUGACAUGGCCGCGUAUGCUUUGGACAGCUUCGCUGGGUCUUACUAGGGACUUGGGGAUUUGGUGUCUUGAACAGCAGCUUGAACACUGCUGCUAUGGAGAAGGGAGGAAUAUGCAUACAGCCAGGCGUCUAUAUAUCUUAGCAUUAGCGAGUGGUGUCAGUGAACUAUCAUGCGACACGGCCAAGACUCUGCACCAGACACUCUGGUCAUGAUCAAGAAUUGUACAAUUACUGUGUUUGGAG
Molecule: messenger RNA, 2113 nt
Organism: Didymella exigua CBS 183.55
Lineage: Eukaryota; Fungi; Ascomycota; Dothideomycetes; Pleosporales; Didymellaceae
Product: rhomboid-domain-containing protein
Exons: 2
Coding region: 226-1917 (563 amino acids)
Biological process (GO): proteolysis
Cellular component (GO): membrane
Molecular function (GO): serine-type endopeptidase activity
Source: RefSeq, a predicted model, not a curated record